Molecule: messenger RNA, 3445 nt
Organism: Microplitis demolitor
Lineage: Eukaryota; Metazoa; Arthropoda; Insecta; Hymenoptera; Braconidae
Gene: NKAIN
Exons: 8
Coding region: 821-2872 (683 amino acids)
Biological process (GO): regulation of sodium ion transport
Source: RefSeq, a predicted model, not a curated record
GUUCCUCGUCAGUAAACUUGUGUGGGUGUACAGUCUACAGUUGGCAUGACUGAGCACUGGGUAAAAAUGAAUGGCUAACCUGAAAACAGGUUCAAUAGACAUUUCUACACCUACAACUAGACAACCAGAUUUUAGAUCUAGACCAGUAGCAUCAGUCAGGAUCAGCACAGCCGUGGAUGUGCAAAGCGGCGUCAAAAGCAACAUCACCAGCUACAAAUGUAAAGUUAAAGUGUGAAGUAAAAAGAAGAAGAAGAAAAACAAACUGGUUGGUUUUCCUGUAUGUCCAUCUCCAUCUCUCUUGUAGCUCCACCUCCACUCGGGUGCUUUCGUAUUCUCAUCAGCAUCAUCAUCAUAUCACUAGACUGUACAAUACAAGUGUAGAGUAGAGUGUAGAUACUGUAGAGCAUAAUAUACAGGACUCAUUGACUUGGUAUGCAUCACACAUCGCACAUAGCUAUCUCGUGACCUGUGUAUGUAUAAUGUGGCUCAGUGAGCGGAUAUCACGGAUAUUUCUCUCAGUUACUCAUGAGAGUAGAAUCAAGCAGGAGCAGGAGUUGGAGUACUGAGUGCGUUGAAAAUGGCGUCACUGGUUAAAUAAUUUAUCACUAGUGAUAUGUCCAGCUUGGGGUCAUCGAGUGUUUACGUUCACGGUUCAUCGUCAUGAUAAACGAUUGCCCAAGAAAUUGAUAACAAAGUAAAGCAACAAUCAUCAGUUCUGUCUAUUCAUCGAACCAACAAGUGAUUUACGUUGGUCACUUACACAUACACGUGGGCUAUCUAUUAUUGCCUUACCCUCGCUUACGUGCGUCCAAAUAAUGACAUGGGAAUUUGCAGCAGAAGACAUUUUUUACUGACGAUAUGUACUCUGCAACUCCUAACAACGAUAGAACGCCAGGUGUUCGACUUUCUGGGGUUUAUGUGGGCCCCGAUACUGUUCAACUUUUUUAAUAUUAUUUUUGUUAUUCUUGGCUUUUUUGGAGCCUUCCAGUAUAGACCAAAGUAUAUUAUAUCUUACUGUAUAUGGGAUACACUUUGGCUAGGAUGGAAUAUAUUUUGCAUAUGUUUUUACCUGGAAGUCGGUACAUUAGAUAAGCAUAGUGACAUUUUGAACCUGAAGACGGGGAGUUUCUCCUGGUGGCAGGUCAACGGCCCAGGCUGCAAACCCAACUACGACAUAAUUGAGCCGGAGUUAUUAAGACCGACGCGGCCUAAAAACGUUACCGACUGCCUAUUAAGUUAUGAGGUCAUCGAAGUCUUGCACGCGUCAACGCAGUGUCUGCUGGCCCUUAUGGCCAUCGUCGGCGGAAUAUGUCUGAGUCGUGCGUUCCUCGAAGAGGAUGACAGUUUUGACUUUGUGGGAGGUGGUGACUUUGGGUUGGCGGGCCAUACGCCGUUGCACCCGAUGUACGUUAGCUACUCGGCUUUGCCACCAGCUAGUACUACUUACUCUCAGUCGAAUCCAAACUACCAAAGCUACCCACGAGGCACCACCGGCUCUAACAAUUCAUCCUCGGUAUACCGUGACACGACGCUACCCAAGUACGCGGUGGACAAAUCACCCAGUCUAGUAACCGACUAUAAACCUCACCAGCAGCGCGCCGGUCUUAAGUCCUCCUCGAUGAUGAUGAUGAUGAUGAUGCACGGGGACACCACCCGCAGUAGCAAGAGUAGCGGUGCCUCAGCGCGGAUCAUUGACAACGUGGACUGCUACAACGACUACUCAAAUCCACUCGAUCACUUGCAUCGUCCGAUUUCACCGCCCGUUGGCGAUUACGACUCGCUUGAAAAUUCGGUUAAAUUAAGAUUCGAAAAAAACAACCGCCCUUACAAGCCUGCCUACAGUCCCGUGGUGUCGCCCGUUCUCAGGAGAGCCCGCGCUUCUCAAGCUCCCAACAAUAAUAAUAAUAAUAAUAACAAUAAUACGAACAAUAGAAACUCAUUUAGACCUAGAAUUUUUACCGACUACGUGCGCGAGCAGCCCUUGAGGUCUUUUUACUCUGACCCGCGGCUCGCAAUGGAGCAAACUUUGCCAUCUGACAAUAAUUCUUCUUCAAAUAACGCCAGAGACAGCAGACCACUGUCUCUGUACGCUACACGAAUUAACAAAAGGAAAAAGCAGACUCGGCCACUGUACAGUAUAGAAUAUUCCCAACCGGAGCCGCCAGCUCAGGAUGACAGCGUGUCCCCGAAGCCGAUGACACCUAGGCGAGUUAAACGCCGAUCAGUUAUUUCCCGCGACGGUACCCGUAGGUCUAGCAACCGUCGGAGCUCAGUCCGACAGUCAACCACCCGACGUAAGAAUCCAGUUAACCGGAUAAUGGAGCAACAGGAGAGCUUGUACGCCAACACGAUGCCUAGUCCGCUGACCAACCAGAAUGUCAACUCUCUGUCCCAGGGUACGCUCAAUUACGACCGAAUCGCCAGCAGCUGGGACAGGGAGAGACAGUGGCAGCCCGAGGCCGUAAACAUGGCCGUCUCCUCGCCCUCGCUCUGGACCCCAGACCCCAAUUACUCGAACAUCACGAACCUCGCCUCCAGUUCUGCUCAAAGCUGCUGGGACAACGCUGCGAGUUCCAUGCGGCAUCUGACAGACAACACUUGGCAAGGAAACGAGCCCAGUUGCAGCUCUGCCAUGCAGUGGCAGGGCCAAAGCAAUCCCACUUUCCAGCAAACCAGCAUCCAGAGUCUCAACCAUCACGAGGAUCAUGAAGAUUUGUACAGCAACAGACCUGCCAGUGCCAGGUCCAGCUACAGCAAUUAUCACGGAAUCAGAACCACCCCCCAAGUACCAAAUAGGACUGACAUCGUGAGACAGAGCCAGCGGCAAUUCGUCUUAAGUGGCCCGCCCGCUUAUCAAGACACCGUUAUUUAAAAAAAUAAUUAUUGAUACACUGUAAAAAAUUAGCGGAUUAAUCCGGAGUGAAUCCAGAUUUAAAUAAAAUUUAUAAUCACUCCCGAUUUUUUACAGUGUAUUAGUAAUCGUAAUUAAUAAGAAUGUAAUUGAUAUUUUGACUGAUUUACUGAGCUUUAUUUUAAAUAGUUUUAUUUAAUACUUGACGUUAGAGUGUAAGCAUAAAUCAAAAGCGGCUCGUACAUUCGGUAAAAUGUACCUGUAAUAUUAUUUUUCAUUUUUUAACAUUUUACAACUUAAACAAUUAUCAUUAUUAUUAUUAAGAAUUUGAUUGCGUUGGUAAAUCGAGAAUGAUAACCAAAGUAUUAACAACACAUCGAUUAUUUUUUAUUGUUAAGUAGAUAAUACACUCACAUAUACAUUCACACCCACACUAACAUUUGUAUCUAAGUAUUAUUUAAUCAUGUAAGUAAUAUGACACAAAGUAUAUAUACAUAUACAUAUAAUUUCUAAGAAUCUCCUGAGGUAUUUUAAAUAAAAAUACCGAUAAAUUCCAUGGCUAUUUUAUAACGAUCUCGCAAAUGAUAAGUAGUG